Molecule: messenger RNA, 1127 nt
Organism: Aphanomyces invadans
Lineage: Eukaryota; Oomycota; Saprolegniomycetes; Saprolegniales; Verrucalvaceae
Exons: 1
Coding region: 23-982 (319 amino acids)
Source: RefSeq, a predicted model, not a curated record
CGGCCAUGGCGAAGCCGUCGGCAUGCCACGACCCAUGGGCACGUGGUUUAACCGCGGCACCGCCUGCCCGAUCUGCAGCCAUGUGUGCUGCGCACCGUGUUUGGACUUUGCCUUGUACACGGAUCCGAAGACAAUCACGUCCAUGUGCAAAGCAUGCUACACGUCCAAAUGUGUGAUCGACUUGACUCAGCACGUCGAGAUCAUGGGUCCGUCUAUUGAAGAAAGUGCCGCUCCUGCGGUGGUGUUUGUCCAUGGAGGCGGCGGGUGUCGAACCAUGUUCAAGCCGCACGCACAAUCGCUCGCGGCUGUCAACGUGCGGUGCGUGUUGCUCGACUUGCCUGGCCACGGAAGUCGCAUGGACGAGCCCUUGACGCUGGAAUCGGCAAUCGCAGUCAUCUUGGACGCUGCAGCUCUUGCGGGCACGUGGCGUGGCAACGUUGCCCCCAUUUACGUUGGUGGCUCACUCGGUGGUUACAUUGGCAUGGAGGUAUUGGGUCAACAUCCAGACGUGUUCUCCAAGGCAGCGAUCCUCAUGUGCGGCCAAAACGUCGGCGUCAACCGUGGAUGGGCGGCAUCGCUGGGUUUGGUCAUGCUCGACUGGAUCUCGUCCUCUUUCAGCGCGACCAAGCUGCUCAAGCUCAUGGUGGACCAAGUGCACGCGAACGGCCACUUGGACAGCGACGUGGUCGAGAAGGACAUCAAGCAGUGCGGGUUCUUCUUUCAUCAAGCCAAAGCCCAGAUUGCGAUCCUGAAAGCGUCCAAUCCGGCAGACGCGUUGAAAAAGUACCGUGGCCCGGUGUUGUUUAUCAACGGGUCCAAAGACCACCACGACUCGGACACGAUCUGGCUCGCGGCGGCGACUGGUCCUGGCUCCAAAUUGACCGUGUACGACGGCGGGGACCACUUUUUCUCGCACGACACGCGAUUCAUGCCGCGCUUCCUCGACGACCUCCAUGCGUUUGUGCUCCCCGCCGCCCCAUGAUUGCAUGUCGAUUGAACCCUUGCCUGUUGAACCAAGGGGUUUUCUCUCUUUCUGUUCUGGUCCCGUUUCCACGAAGGGAUAGAGCCAAUCGUCCAUGCAAACAGGAGAGGGUAAAACUACGAUCUUGAUUGAGGCUGCAUCUCGC